Molecule: messenger RNA, 890 nt
Organism: Cyprinodon tularosa
Lineage: Eukaryota; Metazoa; Chordata; Actinopteri; Cyprinodontiformes; Cyprinodontidae
Gene: gins2
Product: GINS complex subunit 2
Exons: 5
Coding region: 97-657 (186 amino acids)
Biological process (GO): double-strand break repair via break-induced replication; DNA replication
Cellular component (GO): nucleus; GINS complex
Source: RefSeq, a predicted model, not a curated record
UUUUUUCAAGGUUUGCCCUGCUAACAGCGCGGGAACUUUCGGCAGACAGAGGUGGGAUCAAUGAACAAGGUUCGGUAAAAGCAGCAAUAAGCGGUUAUGGAUCCUUCAGAAGUUGAAUUUCUUGCUGAGAAAGAGUUUGUGAAAAUAAUACCUAACUUCAGUUUGGACAAGAUCUAUUUAAUCGGAGGAGAUUUAGGCCCCUUCAACCCCGGGCUUCCCGUUGAUGUACCCGUGUGGUUGGCUUUAAACCUAAAACAAAGACAGAAAUGCAGGAUUCUUCCCCCGGAGUGGAUGGAUGUCGACAAACUGGAGGAGAUGCGAGAGCUAGAGAGAAAAGAGGAGGCCUUCACUCCCGCUCCCAGUCCGUAUUACAUGGAACUGACCAAACUCUUACUGAACCACGCGUCUGACAACAUUCCUAAAGCUGAUGAGAUCCGAACGCUUGUGAAAGACAUCUGGGACACUCGGAUUGCUAAACUGCGUCUGUCUGCGGACAGUUUCAUCAGGCAGCAGGAGGCCCACGCUCAGCUGGACAACCUGACUCUGAUGGAGAUCAACACCAUAAGAGAGUUCCUCCUUGACUCUCUGAACUGCAUGUACAAGCUGCGCUCCAACCUGCAGCCUGGUUCCUCUAAGGGCCGGUUUGCUGACUACUGAAGCCUCUUUGGAUGCGGGAUGAUGAUGUUUAGAAGACUUCAACAUUUGAACUAUCCUGUUUCUACUACCAAGGCGCUGCGUUUCUGGAAGUUUUCUACUCUCAUUUUAACAAACUUCUGUGAGGAAGAUCAGCAUUUAUGAGACGCCUGUUUCAGAAGGAUCAGCUGUGUAUAAUAGUGUUAAUUUAAAGGUGUUUUUACCAUGUGAAAAAAUAAAUGUACUUGUUUAUGCUG